Molecule: messenger RNA, 2956 nt
Organism: Seriola dumerili (greater amberjack)
Lineage: Eukaryota; Metazoa; Chordata; Actinopteri; Carangiformes; Carangidae
Gene: snx8a
Product: sorting nexin 8
Exons: 13
Coding region: 224-1774 (516 amino acids)
Biological process (GO): retrograde transport, endosome to Golgi
Molecular function (GO): phosphatidylinositol binding
Source: RefSeq, a predicted model, not a curated record
GCUUCUGGUUUGAGUGACAUAAGCAGAGGCGUAAAGUUUAAAUUACACCAGUAUUAUGACACACUCUUUAGUCACCGGAGAAUGUCCGUUUAUACAGCUGCUCUUCUUCAGACUUGGACUUUAACCAGCGCUCACUACAACUUUAAGAAAUAAGUUACUUGUUUUUUCUUUUCUUCAGGAAAUCACAUGGAGGUGCUCUUGUGCUCACAUGACACUCUGAACCAUGGCAGGAGAGAUCAAUGAAGGCUCAGUUCCUGCCUAUUACAGGGAAGUAUAUGUGGCCGUCCGCUGUAGGACAGAUGAGAGGGUGCAGGUUGAAGUUUUUCAGCGGUUGCUCCAAAGGACCGAUCUCCCCAAGGCUGUAUUAGGCCAGAUUGCUGAGCAUGUUGACUCCACAGAUGGAUUCCUGAGCAAGUUGUCCCUCUAUAAAGCGCUUGCUUUGAUUGCCCUUGCUCAGCAAGGAAGGCAGCCAAGCCCCAAACUCUUGGAGAAUUGCAUACAAGAGUUACCGAAACCUCAGCUCGGGGAACCAAAGGAUCUGAGCGCACUGAGGAUGCAGCCAGCUCAGGAGGACGCCCUGAUGAUGUCCAAGACGCUGGACAAGCUGCUGGUCAUAGACACAGUCCAGGUGGAGCUCAUACCUGAGAAGAAGGGCCUGUUCCUCAAACAUGUGGAGUACCAGGUCACCAGCCAGCGUUAUAAAAUAUCAGUUUACAGACGCUAUAGUGAUUUUGAUGUCUUCCAUGAGGUUUUGCUACAGAGGUUUGCCUACAGAGUGGUGCCGGCGCUGCCACCUAAAAGGAUGUUAAAGGGAGUGCUGACCUCCGUUUCCGAGCGGGAGUUUAUUGAGGGGAGGAGACGUGCUCUGGGCAGGUUCAUUAACUUGGUGGCACGGCAUCCCAUCUUCUCAGAGGACGAGCUGGUUAAGACCUUCCUCACCUUCAGUGGCUCUGAUGUUCAGAGUAAGCUGCGCGAUGCUUACAAGAAAACAGGUGACGAGUUCAUGACCAACAGAAUUGCAACCCAGGCAAAGGAGUAUCUCCCCGCUGACAUUCAGUCCCAGUUCUCGACAAGCAGAGAGCUGAUUAGAAAUAUCCACAACAGCUUCCACAAGCUGCGGGACAGGGCUGAGAAAAUGGCAGAGCGCUCUAAGGAGAAUGCAACUGAUCUCCUCAUGUUUGGCAGAGAGCUCAGUGCACUGGGCUCAGAUGCUUCAUCUCUUCCCGCCUUGGCCUCUUCACAAAGCACCUGGGGGACCCUGCGUCAGUCACUGAAGAGUCUGUCAGUGGAGUUCGCUGUGCUAUCUGACAAAGCUGCUCAGCAGGGCAGACGGGAAGAGGAUGAUGUUGUGGAAAAACUGAAUCUUUUCCUGGAUUUGUUGCAGUCGUACAGAGAUCUCUGUGAGCGCCAUGAGAAAGGCGUGCUGCACGAGCACCAGAGAGCUCUGCACAAGUACAGUUUGAUGAAGAGGCAGAUGAUGAGCGCCACCGUUCAGCCAAAAGAGCAGACAUCUGUGGAGCAGCUUGAAUCACGAAUUGUUCAGCAAGAAAACGCCAUUCAGACCAUGGAGCUGCGUAACUACUUCUCCCUGUUCUGCCUUCAUCAAGAGACUCAGCUUAUCUUCACCUACCUUCCAAUCACAUCCCACAUUCUCGGGGCUUUUGUUAACUCCCAGGUCCAAGGACACAGAGAGAUGGGAGAGGUGUGGAAUGAACUCCAGCCAAAGCUUGGAUGUCUCUUUGGUGGUAAUAAUGGAUUGAAAACCCCCAUCUAAAACCUAAGGGAUCUGCAAAGGAGAAACACUGCCGCUGAUGAGGAUUACAAACUGGAAAAUAACUUGCUCUGUGAGCUAAAGCAAAGAAAAAAAAAAGUUUAUUGCACAACUAUUUUUCAUUGUACUACAUCUUCUAUAACACAAUACACAUUCCAUUCAGUGAGAGGAUUUUCACUUUUGGGAUUUGACCAUCAACCAUACAACCUUUAACUGGAUAGUGUUGCUCAUGGGUCAUUUUAUGGUCUGCCUGAUGAGGGUAUAAUGUCCUUUUAUAAUCUCCAAGUCAACUUUUACAGCCGCCAACAAGGAAGAAAAACCCUCUCAGGUGUUAUUUUACAAGGGACAAAAGAAGGAUGACAGUAUUUUCAUACAUUCCAGCUCCUCUGAUAAAGCACCUGCUAUUAACUGAAACUUUUCAAAAGUUUUAUACACUAAAAUAAAAUUGAGAGGGAGAGAAAGUUUUACUUUAUUAAAGGAAGGGAUUAUUUUAAAUCCUCUAGUCACAAACUUUUUGGUUUUACUUACUGAAUAACUUUAGACCAAUGUAUUUUUGAUACAGAUUUUAGUUCAUAAGGAUGUGUAGCAGCAUACUUUAUAUUUUUUAUGUAUAAGUGUGCUAUUUCUUAUGGUUUACUUUUAUGUAGAGAAACAUCUUUGCUUUCAUUGCUUUAACUGUUUGCAAGACUCCCUUUUAUUUUAUAAGCUAUUUUCUUGAAAAGCUGGAGCUCAAAUUGUAGGAUACUACAAAGGGCAGAGAUUUGAGAUGUAUUGAUAAAAUGAUGACCUCCAGCACUAGUGGCAUAAUAUGUCAGUAAUUAAAACACUAUAAGCUACUGAUUAACUACCAAAGAUAAAUAUUAUAAAUUCACUUAAAUAUACACAUGUAUGAUAGAACUUCUAUAAUUAACACCUUAUGUCUUUAAUUUCAGCAGAAAAUCUUACCAUUUUACUCCAUACAUGAGGACUGUUCUUCACGGUUGCAGAUAUCAAUUUGAAUUUGUGUAAUUGUGUGUGUGAGGACAAACACAAUGUGGAUGUUGUUGAACUCCUUUUCCAUAUAUGAUCAGACUUUCUACUUUUCAGAUAUUUGGCAUGGAAAAAAUGAUGCACGCAUGUCUGUGCACAUAUAGUUUAUCAGAACAUGAUAUAUUUUUCUAAAAAAAAAAAAGAAGAAGAAAGAAC